Scheffersomyces coipomensis is the source of this 2145-nucleotide messenger RNA. RefSeq lists its product as uncharacterized. The coding region runs from base 290 to 2116 and encodes 608 amino acids. Gene Ontology annotation, molecular function: protein binding; cis-regulatory region sequence-specific DNA binding. The transcript has a single exon. Lineage: Eukaryota; Fungi; Ascomycota; Pichiomycetes; Serinales; Debaryomycetaceae. Gene Ontology annotation, cellular component: nucleus. The record is from RefSeq and is a predicted model, not a curated record.
AUCACUAAGCUAACAUACUUGAAGUCUAAUUUUCUGUUGACGUGCAAAUGACGAUAGUCAAUAAUAGAAGAAUCACCCCGAAGAAACAUUUAAUAUUUCAAAUGUAAACAUUUCAGGCUGAUUCAAAAAUAUUUUCGUAGUUUUAUAUAAAAUCUUACGAUAAUAAAAACUUACUGCUAAAAAAUUUGAAAAGAUGAGCAUGCAACAUCUCCUAAAAAAAAUAUUUACUGAUUAUGAAAACUUUUUGGCAUCUAUCAAGAAGUAAGCAUUCAAGAGUUGAUUUUCAAACAUGAUUGCUGCAGAAGAUAGAAUACGAAAAGUUGAAAAUGUUGACGAACUAAUUAAUCAACCCGACUUGAAAAGAAAGCAAGGAGCUCAACCACAACAACGAUCAGAAUCACCAUACCCCAAUGUUUCCAGAACAAUCUCCACGUAUAGCAUAAGUAGUCAUAAGCAUCCAUUAAAUGUCAAACCUAGUGGGAACUCAUUCCUAAUGUUAGAUAACCAAGACUUAAUCCAAGCUAGAUCAAACCUGUUAGGAAGCUUGAAUUUAUUUCCCGAUGAUUUAAUCAUGGAGUUGAUAUCUUUCAUUGAUGAUAUUGAGACUUUAAAGAAUUUAUCCCAAGUUUCUAAAAUAAUGUAUGCAUUUUUAUAUGAUGAAGAUUUUUGGAAACAAGUUUAUAUCAAACAUAAGUUUGAAAACAUUGAAUGGAGAGGAUCUUGGAAAAAUACAGUAUUAAAAUCAAAUCCUAAAAAUCAAGCAAAGAUCAAAUUAGCUGAUAAUUUAUUAUGUUCUGAUUUAUUAUAUCGACCAUAUCAAAUCUCCCAAAUUAAUUAUGAACUCAUUUUCAAGAAUAUCAUUAACGAAGAAGAAAUUUAUCAUAAUGAUGCAUUGCAGAAUAAUUUAAGACCUUUACCAAGUGGGAGAAUUGCCAGAAUCCCUGAAUCAGAUCUCGAUUUACAACAAUUCAAUGAUGAAUAUCAUGAUCAACCAUUCAUAUUAACAAACAAUAAUAAAGACAGAUGGCCCCAAUGGAGUUUAGCAUCAUUAUUGGAUAGAUUCCCCCUGGUUAAAUUCAGACAAGAAGCAGUCGAAUGGAAUCUCGCUGAUUAUUCUACUUAUACCAAAUCAAAUCAUGAUGAAAAUCCAUUAUAUUUAUUCGAUUGUAAUAGUAUAGCGAUGAAAACAUUAAGACAAGAAUAUCAAGUUCCACAGGUGUUUGAUCAAGAUUUAUUCAAAUAUUUCAAUGUUAAUGAUCUUAAACAUAAUUGUCGUCCUGAUCAUGCUUGGUUAAUCGUAGGUCCAAAACGUUCAGGAUCAACCUUUCAUAAAGAUCCUAAUUAUACUUCAGCUUGGAAUGCAGCUUUAACCGGUAGAAAGUUAUGGAUUAUGUUGCCUCCUAAUAUGGCACCACCUGGAGUUGGAGCUGAUGAAGAAGAAAGUGAAGUUACAUCACCAGUAGGGAUUGGUGAAUGGGUUAUAGCCGGAUUUUUCAAUGAUUGUUUAAAGAUACCGGAAUGCUUAAUAGCUGUCACAUUCCCAGGUGAAUGUAUGUAUGUUCCUUCUGGUUGGUGGCAUUCUGUUAUUAAUAUUGAUGAUUCAGUAGCUUUAACCCAAAAUUUCGUUCCUAUGUCGAAAUUACCAAAUGCUUUAAAUUUCUUAAAGAAUAAACGUGAACAAUUAAGUGGAUUUCAUCCUAGUAGUGUGAAACAUACAUUAGAUUAUGUUUUAGAUACUUUAUUAGCUGGUGAAGAAGGACAAGAUAAAAAUGAAGAUAUUAUUAAACUUCGUGAAUAUCGGGAUCAAUUCAAUUCAUUGAAUUUAAGUGAUGAAUUGAUUGAUGAAGAUUGUGGAGAAAUGAGUGAUUUACCACCAAUGCCAAUUUUUGAAUUAUUUAAACAAUUAAUGAUCAUUAAUAAUAAAUCAGAGCAAUUAAAUGAGGGAUUGGAAAGAUUGAUCAAGAUUGAAUUGAAAAAUUAUGAAAGACUUACUGGUAAAUCCCAAACUUGGGAGAAAUUAAUUGAAACUAAAGGAGAAGAUAAUCAAACUGCUUCAGCUGGAGGAUUUUCAUUUGGAUUUAACUUUAAUGAAGAUGAAAGUAGCGACGAAGAAUAGUUGUAAUAGCAUGAGUAUAUAGGGGGCAU